ACUUCACACCAGUUGUUUGGCCGCCAAAUUAAAGUUAACUACUCUCGUGUUAAAAAUCAGUUAUUUUCUAAUUUAAGUUUAUUAGUGAACGUUAUUAUUGUGUAAUAAACGGUCGAAACAUAGCUAGAAACAUUCCCGAGUAAUAGUUUUUAUAAAGUUAUUAAGUGCAGUUUGUUUUAAUCUGAAAAAUAAGUUGAAAAGUGUGUGUGUCAGUCCCCAGUGUGUUACAUGAUUUUGUGAUUGUUGUAUCGAAAGAUGCAUUAAAUGAUUAUUAGUCAUUUCAAUCGUGAUUAGAGAAACAAAUUUUUUGUGAAUGUUAUAUAUAUUUAUCAUGGUAUGAUGAAAUAUUGAAGAUUUUUGAAAGUUGUCGAUGAGAGAUCAUACCCCCCCUCCUAACCUAACUCUCUUUCGAUAUCUCCCCACUUCUGGGGUGACGUGCACCCCUCUCUUGUUCCCCGUAGAUGAUGUUAGUCACCUCAAGGACGUUUACUGUAAUUGGGAUAGGUCGGCUGGUUGUAUAGAACGAACAGAAUAUGACAGACUAGACAAGCAAUAGAUAGCCCUCGUCGUUCGCCGGUGUGUUUUCAAAAUGGCGGCGCUCUCAUUUAUAUAGUCUCUUUAAUAUUGUUUCAAGAUUCAUUUCUCUUUCUUUUAAAAUAAUAUGUUUGUAUUUCUUGGUAUUGUGUCGGGCCACGGUGAAACAAGUAAUUUGCCGAUUCUUAAACGUUUCUCUGAAACUUUUUUUUGUAAUAAAAAACAGAAAAAAACACACAACAGUGUUCGACACUAGCGCCAGAAAUAUCCUGGAAAAAGGAUCAUGACAUUCCACCUCUUCACUAUCGUCGCCUUUGUUCGGACUUUGCCUCUGUUAAAGGAACUAUCCAGCGGUCACACAGGUAAAAAUCAGGGUCGAUGGGGAAAAAUGAAGUCUUGCUGAGUCUUCCCUGAUUCCCGGGAUUGAAAUACACGAAACAAUCGCCGUCCGUUUUCAUUUCGCGUCACAUUUCGUUAAGGGGGAAAAAAAGUGAGGUUACAUUUUCUCAUUGUCGUGAUUUUUUAAUAUUCCCUUUUCCACUACUGUGCUUCAUUUUUCUUCUAUAAUGCAAAUAAUCAAGAGAGUGCAAAAAUUAACACAAGAUAAGAAUAAUUCCCUUUUAAUCGGUUUUUAAAACUCAAAAGUUGUCAAGUGUGGAUACGAGGAAAAAAAAACAGUUUGGAUGGAAAAACUUGUGCUAAACGAAUUUAUAUUACGUGUGUUGGAAAUUUAUUUGCAAUUAUCCUGAGUGAAAGCCAUCUCCGUUUUUUUCGGGGGAUUUUCCAAAGAGAGUCAUUCUCAACAAUCUAUAUGGAUGCAAGGAAUGGACCUGGAGAAACUUCUCAUGAAACCGUUGAUAAAAGUGAGACAAAUUAAGAAGGCGGAAGUGUUGGACUAAGAAGUGAAUCUUUGGGGGAGGAUGCUCGGCAGCUGGGUUUGGGAAGAAGAAUUGGAGCUGGGAGAGGGAACAACCGUUUUGCAAGAUAAGCUGAGAAGUGUCAGCCCUGACACAACACAUCCCGUCCCCGACAGCCGGGUGCUAAGGUAUGCACCCAGCCGUUGCCAUCAUCCUCCCACCUUCAACUUACCGCACUCCGGUCUACAGCCUCCUCUCAACUGUAUCGAUUAGCAGUGUGAGACGGGCAAAAUGCUGACUGCGCAUCCUGAGAUGCAUGAGAAGAGGGAUAUUGUCCCCCUUGGCGGGGGGCAAUAUGGAACUGGCGGGGGUGGUAUGGUGAUUAAUGAAAAAUGUACCGCUGAUCAACCACCCCCGCCACCACCGCCGCCGCAACGUGAUCCAUCAGAUCCAACGAUCAGCGCAAAGAAACUUCCGAAGAAAAGAAAAUUUGAUCCAUCGGAACUUGAGGAAAUGGAUAAGACAAGCAAUGUUACCGCAAAUGUCAAUAAUAUGAUUAUUCGCGCCAAUAAUCAGCCAAUUAGUUACACCACAUGUCAUCAAUCAUCAAUUCAUUCAAAUAUGUCUUUACCUCAUCAACAGCAACGCCAACACUCGCCAAUCCAACAAGUACCUGUCCAACAAGUAGAAUGCUUUCAGAUAACCUCAGGCCAGUCGGUGGUUGUUUUACCUCCACAGAGUACAGCAGUGGAUUAUUCGCUGCGCGAUGAAUCAUCGCCACCGCGUUCACGUCCACGGCCACCUCCCGUUGGAAUUGAUCUCAGCGAGUGGUGCAAUCAUCGUGUAUUAGCUUUAAGAGAUUCUCGAUAUUUUCCUGGUGUUAUACGUAGCGCGAGUCAUGGCGAGGUACGAAUUGAAUUUGAUGGCGAGGGAAAAAUAGUGCAUUACAGUGAUGUGUUUGGCGUUGGGAAGUACGAUGUGAUAAGCGAUGCAAGCCCAUCGGUGGGUCAAGUGAAAAUAGAUACAAAAGUGUGCGUCAGGUGUCCAACUACAAAUAGUCACAUUGACGCAAUGACUAAUAUGUUCGUUAAAGGGACUGUGUGCAAAAUAUUAACAAGGCCAAAGGGUUUUGUUGUUAAGAUACCGAGGGAUGACGAUCAAAGUGACAGUUUUAUUGUGAAACGUGCUGAUUUAAGAUUGGUGCAACCACCAUGGUGGGAUGAACUCGAAGAGGGAAUGGAAGACUGCGAAUCUUCGACUGAUUAUCGGAAUUCCUUGGACGCUUCAGGGACGAUUUUACAACUGCAUUCGCACCAGCAAACAUCUCAUGUCUCGACUCAUGGCGACUCGAGUAGUUAUUACAGAACUACUGCUACAAGUCCACUCAUGCCAUUGACGAGUACACCGGUUCAUUCGGCAACUACAGCACUCAGUAAUGGGACUAGACCGUAUGACGAUAUUGAGAGUGAAGACGAUUUAGAUCGGGAAGAUAUUGCAUUUCCAGAUGCAGAUGCAAAAUUGUCAGGAAGCAGUAAAAGGAGUAGCAUGCAAAGUCGAGGUAGUACGAGUAGUCUUGUUGAGCAACGAAGCAUAACUCCUCGUUCUCAAGCUGCUACACCCAGAUCUCAGGCGGCAACGCCACAUAAAUAUAAAAAGGGUGAUAUAGUAGUUACUCCAAGUGGAAUUAAGAAAAAAUACAAUGGCAAGCAGUGGAGAAGGCUCUGUUCAAAAGAAGGAUGUUCCAAGGAGAGCCAACGACGAGGUUACUGCUCUCGUCAUCUUAGUCUAAAGGGGUCCGGACUUAGAGGACCAAUAAAUACCUUUUCUGGGGGAAGAGUUGACGGAGAAGAGACGUCUAGAGAUUCGGAAACGUCGCCAAAUUACGGAGAUAGAAGAAUAGCUGGCAGAUUUGAUCAAGACGAAACUGAAGCCGCCAAUAUGCUUGUAUCUUUGGGAAGUUCGAGAUCGGCGACUCCGGCUUUCUCAUCGCCAACUGGUCAGUCGUCGAUAUCGCCGUGCAUAAAUCAGUCCCCGGUACCAGCGCUGGGACUGAAUCAGAACAACGUAUUUAUGCCAAUUUCAAGUCCGGCACAUCACGUCACCCCCUUAAUAUCCCCCAGUGCAAAAUGGAAACAUUCGCCAACACAGUCAAAUUUUUUGGUGCAAUACCAGCAACAGGUGAUAAAGCCGGAACCAAAUCGAAUGGUGAGACCAAAUCGACCGGCACCGACUGCUCCCGUCCCAGCUAGUAUAGGAACCAGUGUUAUAAGAAUCUCCCCAGUUGGACGUGGAAUGCCCAAUCAGAAUUUAUCACUCUCUUGGUCGGAGCAGAGUCCACCUCCUAGACAUCCGUCGGUUGUUACUUCAAUUGCUCAACAUCAGCAGCAGCAACAUCAACAGCAGCAGCAACAACAUCAGCAGCAACAACAGCAUCAACAACAACAGCAGCAUCAACAACAGCAUCAACAACAACAACAACAGCAGCAGCAGCAGCAUCAACAACAGCAGCAUCAGCAACAACAGCAUCAACAACAACUGCAGCAACACCAACAACAACAAGGCAUAAUACUUCAGCAAGCUCUCACUUCCAAUAAUGGUUUUCCCACACAUUCCGACAUCUCCGAACAGAAUCAAUUAUUAAAACAGCCUCAUUCUCCUCACGUUCCAUUGACGGCUCCUCCUCCACAAACAUUAACUCAUAUUCAUAAAACUCAAGAACAACCUGUGGAUUAUGCUCAACCUCAACAACAACAGCCACAACCACUCUACGUAAUGCAGCAAAAUGAAAAAAAGUAUCUUGUUAUAAAAAAUAGUAUGGAUGUUGCUUCACCAGUACAUGUUGUCAAUCAUGAUGAAAAGUACCGGCAUUCUUUAAUUAAUCCAAUUGGCUCUCUUCCAUCGUUACAUCAAAUCCAGUGUCAACCACCACAAUCGCCAGCGGCACCAUCAUCCGUUCAUGAGAAAUUGUCAGUUGUACAACAGACGAAUAAAGUUAUUCCUCACAUACCUGUGCAUACGGACAUUCAAAGGAUCCAACCACCACCAGCGAGUGUUGUUAUAGGAACAACAACGACGCCUGUAACAAAUAUUUCCACCCCAACGAGUGUCUAUCAACAAGUAAUUGUACAACCAACGCCUCAUUUAAUUCAAGUACCGAAAAGUGUAUGUCAACUUCCACGUGAGGAAAGCGCAAAAAAUAACGGAGUCUUAUAUGGCAGCCAUGAUGUUACUUCAGCAUACCAGACCCAUCCCCCAACAUUUCUCAACAGUGCAGGACGUAACUGGAAAAAAGCUUUUUCCUGGCAGACAGUAUUGGAUCAACCAGAAGUGAGUCCACCACCAUCGACAUUGAGUCCACCUCUGAGCGCACCGCCAAUUCCAAUGACCCUUGGCAAUCCUCCUGAAGAUGGUCCUGGACCAGAACCAAUAACCCCUGCCGAGGAAGAGGACGACGAUGUCUUUGAGCCAACGCCUACAACACCAUCGGAAAUUGAGGCCAAUGCCAAUAAACGACGUAGUCAAUCUCUCAGUUCUUUGCACAAUAAAGAACCACAAAGUCCACUUAAGACAAAAGAUCGUAUUCGAAGGCCAAUGAAUGCAUUUAUGAUAUUCUCGAAACGUCAUCGUGCAGUUGUACAUCAAAGGCAUCCGAAUCAGGAUAAUCGUACGGUAUCGAAGAUCCUCGGUGAAUGGUGGUACGCAUUGGGUCCCGAUGAAAAGCAAAAAUAUCACAAUCUCGCAUCGGAAGUUAAGGAGGCGCACUUUAAAGCACAUCCCGAAUGGAAAUGGUGCAGUAAAGAUAGACGAAAAUCAUCGACAACAAGUUUCAAGGGUGGCGAUCAAAGGGGAAAAUUAAAUAGUACCGGUGAAGAAACAGACGCUGGUCCACCGUCUGACGAUGUUCCAUUAACACCAAGAGCCAAUGAAGAUGUCACAAUGCCUGUUAAUUCUCUUUACAACGAAAAUCCAACAGUUGAAAUUCAACAGACGUACAGUUCUCAUCGAAUACCAGAGACGACAACACAUAUUGAAACAACGGAAUUAGAAACGAAGCAGGAGGACGAGGGUAAUGCCUCAGAUGAUGAUCAAAUGGUGAUUUGCGAAGAUCCACAACCUGAAAUUGAUCUAAAAUGUAAAGAUAAAUUAAUUGACAGUGACAAUGAGGGACAGGAUGAUGAUCCUGAUAAGAAAAUGCAAAUUUAUUCAACGGGACAAAAAUCUGAUGGUGUUAAAACUGACAUCACUUGUAGGCCAAAACCAAUUAAAGCACGUCUACCGUCAACGAGUAUAGAAACAACGGCUAAAUACCAUCAUGCUUCUUUGGACAAAGGUGGUACGGUCUCCGUUUUAUCGACCACGUAUCCUUAUCACAGUCCCGUCAAUCCCACAGGAGUGUCAGGCUUUCAGCCAACUGGAGGUGCUUUCAUCACCAUGCCCGUAUCGCCCAAAGUCAUCAAGCCGGAAGCCGUGAAAAGCGAACAACAAUACAGCACACAAUACACUGUCAACAAUCUUGUUGCCAAUGUCCACCCUGAAAAUGGAAGAAACAAAUUCACUGCUGCACCAGUAUUACAUUCUAUUGGAUCGAAACCCAUGAUGGCUCUGUUAAAACAACAGCAGCCAUUACAACCUUUAGGCACUGUUCAUCGACCUCCGAUUACAACAACAACUUAUCCGUCGUCACUCACUUUGACAUUGGUUGAUCAUGAUCUUGUUGCUGUAUCGAAACCCCAACAGACUGCACAAUAUAUUGGGCCGGCUGGACCUCAUUCGCGAAUGUACUGCGGAUUUCAAAUACCAAUUUCAGAUGCCAGUGGACGUAACAUAUCUGUACAAAAUUUAAUUCCCGGCAAAGUAGAAUCCCAUGGUGUUAUUGUUAGUAAAUCGUAUCCAGUGUCGACAUCAAAUCCCAGCACUCCAAGUUAUCGGGGAAUAGGUCAUUCUAUCGCUAGACUCGCAGAACCUGAAAAGAAUGAAAAUCACAAUCAAACGUAUGUAAAUAAUAUUAAAGAACAAGAAAGGAAGGAUUCUGUGAAUAAUUUGAUGAUUAUCGACAAACAAAAACCCCCGUCAACGCCUCAUACACCCCAUACACCUCACAGCAAUUCCGGAAGUGGUGAUCAUUCGUCUAAUAAAUCAUACACUGUUGAGGAAACAAUGGGUUCUACUAAUGAUGUUGCUGCGAAUAAAGGAACUUUUAUGCUAGCGCCCACACCUGCACAACUUGGUCGAGCACCCUUACAAAGGAGACAAUCAAUGGCAAUGCCUCCCACAUCAAAUGCAGGAGAUCAUGGGCCUCUAACGUCUCAACGUUCAGACAACAGAUCAAUUAAUAGUUCGUCCCAAAAUUCAGAGCAAAUCUCGCAACAGAAUUUAUCAGAAUCUCUCGCAUCGCCUUCACCUUCAACAAAAAAAGGUUCUUUCUUUAAGAAAAAUUUUGAAGAUGGCAUGGAUAGGGUCCUUGAACAAGUCAAUUUUCAAGAAAAAUUUUCAUCCUUACCGGAAUUCAAACCGGAGGAUAUACAAAGUCCUAGUGCAAUUAGUUUAAAUGCAUCAGCAGGAACAUCAGCCCAUGGCCCUGUCAGUUCUAAUUUACAUUCUUCCAAUAUUGCCUCAUCCCUGCAAAGUUAUCGUAAAAAAUCUGGAACAGGAUCUCAUCGAGCUUCAAUUAAUGAGGAAGAAAUGGAAUCUGAUGUACCACUUUCGGCGACUUCAAAAUCAACGGCAAAUGUGAAAUUAACUGGUAAUACGUUCUUUGGACCGGACUUUAAUGUCGAUGCGUAUAGAGCUAAUUCGGAUAUAUUGGGAGAUGUGGACGCCACUUCGCCGCGAACGCCAAAAACUCCUGGUGGCGGUGUGGGAAAUACGGUGGGCGUCAAUAGAAGUGACAACGAACGUGGUCAUAGGAAAAUUUUAGAGCAACGGCGACAACUUGUUAUGCAAUUGUUUCAAGAAAAUGGUUACUUCCCAUCAACGCAAGCUACCUCUGCUUUUCAGGCGAAGCACUCGGACAUUUUUCCAAGUAAAACAAGUUUGCAGUUAAAAAUUCGAGAAGUUAGACAAAAACUUAAAUCUAAUUCCACUCCAAUGAGUGCCAAUAGUCUUGUGAGUCCAUUGCCCACUUCUGAACCAUCGCCCAAUAUUUCUGGUCCCUUAACUGCUCCUCCCACAUCAAUGGGAGCUCCCCAAUCACUGCCUGUAAGCAGCAGUGGUAGCUAGCACCCACGAGUCAACUGUGAUACUUUGCAUCCCCUAACUCCUAAACACGAAUACAUCAUUAUCCUCUGAAAAGGAUUCUGCUGUUUUCUCUUUUCUUGCUUAGAAACAAAAAAAAACAAAGAAAAGAAAAAAAAUUUGUUAAAUGUACAGUUUCCUUGCGGAUAAACUGUUCUUAAGACUUCAGUGCAAUUUGAAUCUUGAUCCUAAUUGUCUUGUAUAGAUAAAUGUACAGAUCUCUCUCAGCGUGCUAACAUACAAACGUCUCAGUUUAUUUUGAACAAAUUUAAAAAAAAAUAGUUGAUUUCUCAAACUAUAAAGCACAAAGUGAAAGAGAACUCUCAAUAACCUUCGAUAGGUGCGAGCACUAUUCUCCAAAAAAAAAUAAAUAAUCGAAGACAAUACACGAAUCUCUAUUCUAAAUUCAAAGACAGUCUCUCUCUCCCUCUAUUUCUCUAAAUAUAAAGAGAACAAUUAUUUUGGUACCGAAUGAGACUGUUUAGAAUAAAAAAAAAAUUAUAAAUAUAGAAAAGCUGAUCGUUGUAGAUUGGCACGCUUUGAAUGAUUUUUAAAGAGAGGCCUAAAAGCCAUUGUUAAAUGUUGUUGAAAAUACUAUGAUUGACAAAAAAAUAAAAAAAAGGGUUAAGGGGGGACGAGGGAGAGAGAAAAACAAAGAGUGCAUGUAUGCGUGAGAGAAAGAAUCGUAAUCGGAGACUAUUAGAAUUAUAUAACAAGAAAAUUAUAAAAUGAAAUCAGAGUUUAUAUACUUUAGUUAUACUUCAUAAUAUACUAUAGUUGAAAGAAAGCUCUAUAAUGGAUUGAAGGACAAAAACAACAAAAAAGAAACUGCAUUAACCAUAGCACAAAAAAAAGUUAUGUAUCCGCAAUUCAUAUUUAUGCUAUCGUAAACACUGUGGCAAAGUCUUGAGAUGAAAAAAAGGAAGAACGAAAAAAUUUCCGAAAGAGUUAACAAAAAAAAAAAAAAUAUGUCUAUUAUUAUACCCGGUCUUGAUGACUCGAGACCACGGUGUGUUUUGGUGAUUUCUAGAUUAUAUCGUAUAUUA
Molecule: messenger RNA, 8671 nt
Organism: Leptopilina heterotoma
Lineage: Eukaryota; Metazoa; Arthropoda; Insecta; Hymenoptera; Figitidae
Gene: cic
Product: protein capicua homolog
Exons: 21
Coding region: 1683-7610 (1975 amino acids)
Biological process (GO): regulation of transcription by RNA polymerase II
Cellular component (GO): nucleus
Molecular function (GO): RNA polymerase II transcription regulatory region sequence-specific DNA binding; DNA-binding transcription factor activity, RNA polymerase II-specific
Source: RefSeq, a predicted model, not a curated record